Messenger RNA from Oppiella nova, 570 nucleotides. The record is from the annotation of a GenBank genome assembly. Lineage: Eukaryota; Metazoa; Arthropoda; Arachnida; Sarcoptiformes; Oppiidae.
AUGGAAUUUAGCGCCAAAAGUGGCUCACAUUUGCUUUUGGUUUUGAUUGGCAUUUGUGUUGUGUUUUGAAUGCAAUUUAUUCACAUUUGUUGAUGAGAUAUGUGUUUUCAAUCAUCAAUUGAAUGAUUGGUUGCAAUGGAAAGCGUUUCUUUGAAUCUGGAUUUGGAUCACAAUCCCGAAGAUGACGACGACAUCGACGACCGACACAAAGAGAUCCAGGGGUUGUUGUCAACAGCUUUCGAUGAUUUAAGUUCAUUGAGUGAAGACGAGGAGGAAUAUAGCAAUGAGUUCAAGAGGUUUAGUAUUAAUGGUAUUAAUGGUGACAAUGAGUGUCUCGACACACAAACCAAUGGCAAUGGAAACCAUUGGAACCACAUGUAUGUGAAUGGCUUGACCUCAACGCCUCGGGUUUACCACCAAUUGUAUCCCAAAUCAAAAAACAAUUUGUGGCCACAAGUGUCCAAAAAUCAUCUCAAUGUCAGUGAUAUUCUUGAGGACGAAGAGGAAGAGCUGCACAAAGGAGUGAAUGGAGACCUCGAGGUCAACGACAAUGAGUUUUGUGUGGAAGAC